Messenger RNA from Trichechus manatus latirostris (Florida manatee), 1167 nucleotides. RefSeq names its product trophoblast glycoprotein like (gene TPBGL). Gene Ontology annotation, molecular function: protein binding. NCBI's taxonomy places the organism in Eukaryota, Metazoa, Chordata, Mammalia, Sirenia, Trichechidae. The transcript has a single exon. Gene Ontology annotation, biological process: negative regulation of canonical Wnt signaling pathway. The coding region runs from base 1 to 1167 and encodes 388 amino acids. Gene Ontology annotation, cellular component: plasma membrane. The record is from RefSeq and is a predicted model, not a curated record.
AUGGCCCCGCACGCGGGACAGCCGGGGGCUUGGGGACCGCUGCUGCCGGGGCUGCUGCUCCUGGCGGCGGCGCUGAGCCGGCCCGCCGCGCCCUGUCCUUUCCAAUGCUACUGUUUUGCCGGCCCCAAGCUGCUACUGCGCUGUGCGUCGGGCGCCGAGCUCCGGCAGCCGCCGCGGGACGUGCCGCCCGACGCGCGCAACCUCACCAUCGUGGGCGCCAACCUAACGGUGCUGCGCGCUGCCGCCUUCGCCGGCGGGGACGCGGAUGGGGAGGAGAAGGAGGCGGGCGUGCGCCUGCCGCUACUGACCGCGCUACGCCUCACGCAAAACAACAUCGAGGUGGUGGAGGACGGCGCCUUCGACGGGCUGCCCAGCCUAGCGGCGCUGGACCUGAGUCAGAACCCACUGCGCGCCCUGGGCGGUGCCGCCUUCCGCGGGUUGCCCGCGCUGCGCUCGCUGCAGCUCAACCAAGCGCUGGCGCAGGGCGGCCCCGCGCUGCUGGAGAAGCUGGACGCCGCGCUCGCUCCGCUGGCGGACCUGCGCCUCCUAGGCCUUGCGGGCAACGCACUGAGCCGCCUGCCGCCCGCCGCGCUGCACCUGCCGCGCCUCGAGCAGCUGGACGCGCGCCGCAACGCGCUUGCUGGCUUGGGCACCGACGAGCUUCGCGCGCUGGAGCGAGAUGGCGACCUCCCCGGGCCGCGCCUCUUGCUCGCUGAUAACCCUCUGCGCUGCGGCUGCACUGCGCGCCCCCUGCUGGCCUGGAUGCGCAACGCCACGGAGCGCGUACCCGACGCCCGGCGCCUACGCUGCGCCGCCCCGCGGCCGCUACACAACCGGUCUUUCCUGGACUUGGAUGAGGCGUGGCUGCGCUGCGCCGACGGCGACGCCGACGGUCGCGGGGAAGAAGUGGACCUCGCCGGCCCGGAGCUAGAAGCCUCCUACGUGUUUUUCGGGCUAGUACUUGCGCUCAUCGGCCUCAUCUUCCUUAUGGUGCUCUACCUAAACCGCCGCGGCAUCCAGCGCUGGAUGCGCAACUUGCGCGAGGCCUGCCGGGACCAGAUGGAGGGCUACCACUACCGCUACGAGCAGGACGCAGACCCGCGCCGCGCGCCCGCCCCAGCAGCCCCCGCCGGCUCCCGCGCCACCUCCCCGGGCUCAGGCCUCUGA